Chelmon rostratus (copperband butterflyfish) is the source of this 7614-nucleotide messenger RNA. RefSeq names its product ubiquitin-protein ligase E3A. Lineage: Eukaryota; Metazoa; Chordata; Actinopteri; Chaetodontiformes; Chaetodontidae. The coding region runs from base 201 to 2891 and encodes 896 amino acids. The transcript has 11 exons. Gene Ontology annotation, molecular function: ubiquitin protein ligase activity. The record is from RefSeq and is a predicted model, not a curated record. Gene Ontology annotation, biological process: protein polyubiquitination; ubiquitin-dependent protein catabolic process.
GUCAAGAUGGCUGUGAACGUCAGGCAGAGGAGAGAGCCUGCAGUGGGAAGACCGUGAAUGAAGUUUUGAAUAGGAAAUCCUUCGUCGCUGCUUGUUUACACCUAAAGUAUCGUGCUGUUUAAGUUGUAAUCAAUCUGUGGUGGACUCGAUAUAUUCACAAACAGCAAUAGAAUAACAAACAACUGAGGAUAAAGUCUCGUAUGAAUUCCGACGAGAAAGAGGACUGUGAGUGUGCCCCACCACAGGCCGAGACUAGCCCCGCAGGAGGACCAUAUAGAGAAUACGAGGAGCCUGAAAUCGAAAACCCAGAAGCAAGCCGAAUGAAGCGAGCAGCUGCCAAACAUCUAAUAGAGCGCUAUUACCACCAGUUAACAGAGGGCUGUGGGAAUGAGUCGUGCUCCAACUCAUGGUGUGCCUCAUCAGUCGGCUUCAACCGCAUGGAUAACAACACAGCAGCGGUCAAAGCCCUGGAGCUCUACAAGGUCAACGCUAAGCUAUGUGACCCCCACCCCUCGAAGAAAGGCACUGCCUCAGCCUACCUGGAGAGCAGUGCUCACAACAACUCAGCCUGCAGCAACAGGAAGAUCAACCAUAAAGAUGUCCACUCUGUAAGGGACAAUUUCAAAGAUGUUAAUUACCUGACAGAGGAAAAGGUUUAUGAGAUCUUGGACAUCUGUGGAGAGAAGGAAGAUUACUCGCCUCUGAUCAGGGUAAUAGGCCGGGUGUUCUCCAGUGCUGAGGGCCUGGUGCAGAGCUUUCGGAGGGCAAAACCUCACACCAAGGAGGAGCUUAAGUCCCUUCAAGGUAAGGAUGAGGACAAAGAUGAGGAUGAGAAGGAGGCAGCUGCCUGCUCUGCUACAGCUAUGGAGGAGGACUCCCCUGCCGCCUCUUCAUCAUCAAGGCUCGGAGAGAGCUCCUCAGGGGAAAAUGAUGUCCUAAAGCUGGCCCCUGAUGAGGUGUCGGUGGACAUUGAAGCCGUGCGGCGGGUCUAUGAGCGCCUGCUGUCCAAUGAGAAGAUAGAGGCCGCCUUCCUGAAUGCACUGGUCUACCUCUCUCCCAAUGUAGAGUGUGACCUGACGUACCACAAUGUGUAUUCACGAGACCCAAACUAUCUGAACCUGUUUGUUAUAGUGAUGGAAAACAGUAACCUCCACAGCCCAGAGUACCUGGAGAUCGCCCUCCCACAGUUCUGCAAGGCCAUGAGCAAACUCCCACUGGCAGCUCAGGCCAAGCUGGCACGCCUGUGGUCGCAUUACAGUGCUGAGCAGAUCCGGCGCAUGGUGGAGACCUUCCAGCAGCUCAUUACGUACAAGGUGAUCAGUAACGAGUUCAAUAGUCGCAACCUGGUCAACGAUGAUGAUGCCGUGGUGGCGGCCACCAAGUGCUUGAAGAUCGUCUACUAUGCAAAUGUGCUGGGUGGCGACCUCGACAUGGAGCACAAUGAGGAAGAGGACGAUGAGCCCAUUCCAGAGUCCAGCGAGCUCACUCUGCAGGAGCUGCUGGGCGAGGAACGGCGGAACAAGAAGGGCCCACGGGUGGACCCACUGGAGACAGAGUUAGGAAUUCGAACCAACGAUUGCCGGCGGCCGCUCAUUCCCUUUGAAGAGUUUGUCAAUGAACCUCUGAACGAGGUGCUGGAGAUGGACAAGGACUACACGUUCUUUAAGGUUGAAACUGAGAACAAGUUCUCCUUUAUGACCUGCCCCUUCAUCCUGAACGCUGUCACUAAGAACCUGGGUCUGUACUAUGACAACCGUAUCCGCAUGUACAGUGAGCGGCGUAUUACUGUGCUCUACAGCUUGGUGCAGGGUCAGCAGCUCAACCCCUACCUGAGGCUCAAAGUGCGUCGAGACCACAUCAUUGAUGAUGCUCUGGUCAGGCUGGAAAUGAUAGCAAUGGAGAAUCCUGCAGACUUGAAGAAGCAGCUGUAUGUGGAGUUUGAAGGAGAGCAAGGUGUUGAUGAAGGAGGUGUUUCCAAAGAGUUCUUUCAAUUGGUGGUGGAGGAGAUCUUCAAUCCAGAUAUUGGCAUGUUCACGUACGACGAGCGCACCAAACUGUUUUGGUUCAACCCAUCGUCAUUUGAAAAUGAGGGACAAUACACUCUGAUUGGCAUCGUUCUUGGUCUGGCCAUCUAUAACAACUGUAUCCUGGAUGUCCACUUUCCUAUGGUGGUGUACAGGAAGUUGAUGGGCAAGAAAGGAACUUUCAGGGACUUGGCUGAUGCCAACCCGGUUCUUUACCAGAGUCUGAAGGAGUUGCUGGAGUAUGAGGGCAGUGUGGAGGAGGACAUGAUGAUUACUUUCCAGAUUUCCCAAACAGACCUGUUUGGGAACCCACUCAUGUAUGAUUUAAGGGAAAAUGGUGACAAGAUUCCAGUCACAAAUGAAAACAGAAAGGAGUUUGUGGCACAGUAUGCAGAGUACAUGCUGAACAAAAGCGUGGAGAAGCAGUUCAAAGCGUUCAGGAGAGGCUUCCACAUGGUCACCAACGAGUCACCGCUCAAAUACCUGUUCAGACCAGAGGAAAUCGAGCUCUUGAUCUGUGGAAGCAGAAACCUGGAUUUCCUAGCACUUGAGGAAACAACAGAAUAUGAUGGAGGUUACAACAGAGAUUCUCGAAUCAUCAAGGAGUUUUGGGAGACUUUGCACUCAUUUGGUGAGGAGCAGAAGCGCCUCUUUCUGCAGUUCACCACCGGCACUGACAGAGCACCUGUAGGUGGGCUGGGCAAGCUGAAAAUGAUCAUUGCCAAGAAUGGCCCUGACACAGACAGGUUACCGACGUCUCACACUUGCUUUAACGUGCUGCUGCUGCCUGAAUACAGCAGCAAGGAGAAGCUGAGGGAGAGACUGCUGAAAGCCAUCACCUAUGCCAAAGGGUUUGGCAUGCUCUGAGCCCCUGCUCCAAACACAGCAAACGGACUCCUUCUCAGAAAGACCAUCAAAUCCUGCCCCACCCUUCCUUUACCAGACACAAUCUAAAAGGUGACAAAGACAGACCAGAGUAUGUUUUGAGGAAAAGCAAGUCAAUAAUGAAAGAGGAAAAAUGGUUCCAAUAGAGCACUCUAUUAGUUCUUCUGCUGUGCCUGCAUCAUCCCACAUCAGUCAUUGUAAGCACAGAGACCUCCCACCCCCACAUCCACAUUAUGUGAAUGUGCUGCAGCCUCCCCAUCUUUUUUAUGUACAGAGAGGAUCAUUUUCCUUAUUAUUUAUUUGAAGGUUAAAAUGGGUUAUUUUUCAUGCCUGCCUGUUGUGAUAGCUUCCCUACUAGGGGAAAGGAAGAGGGUUAAUAUUAAACUAUGUAAAUUUGGGACAAUGCAUUAACAAGUCAGUAUAAACCCCAUUUAUUGAAUAAAAAUGUUCUGAAGUAGCCCUGAACUCUUGUUCACAGACUUUCGACAGAGAAAAUCUAGUCUUAGAGUAGUCCUUACUACAAAAUAUUGUGUUCCCCACCUGAGAUAGAGCUCUUGCUGACCAUUCCACUCACAGUCAUCGGUUAUUGUUUCUACCAAGUCCAUUUUUGAUCAAGGUAAGCAUUUGGAAAGUUACUGUCAUUUUGUCCAAAAUGGCACAUUAUAAAAUAGCUGUUUUUUGUUUUUGUUUUUGAGCCUCUUUCGCUUUCGGGGGGGUUUGGGAGGGGGGCACCGCAGGUUAGACUAAAAUCUUGUCAGAGCUGUGUAAGUGCACUUAGACAUUUUCAGAAUGUUUGUUUUUUGGCCACAGGUUGCCAUGAUUGUUUGAAGCAUUUUAUUUCCAUGUCUUCCUGUGUUGACGAUUCUAAAUAAAAACAGUAUUUAUAUAUCAGCGCGGUUGGAACUACGAUACCGUAUUGUGCAUGUUUUGGAGGAUGUACACAUGUAGACCAGUCACUGAUGAUGUUCUGACAUACAGACAUAGAGGUCUUCUUGUGCCAACCUAUACAGUCAGUUGAUAGGUGAAGCCACAGUAAGCACUUUGUGUUGUAUAUUUUCGGCGUAGUCUUCUAUGAAUAGACAGCUAACACUGCGAGGUCUGUUCAGUAUAGCCCCAGUUUAUGUGGAACCUCCACAUGUAGUGAAGAUGGCAAUGUCUACAGAUCUUUUCAUCGUUGCUGUAGAUCUUUAGUCUAUUGGACCUAAGUCUCUGGCUGUGGUUAUGCCUGUCAUUUUAAUACAGCAUGUAUCCUUUGACAACAUGAGGAAUGACCUGACAUGUCCAAACGGUUUCAUUUACAAUGCCAGCCAUCAGCUGGCACUGUGAUCAGAUGCUGGCCAAGUGAGGACAGAAGUCCAAGCACAAUCUGAACAAACUGAUUGUUACAUCAAAGCUGCAACCCAGGAUCAGUCAGUCCUGAGGCCCCUGAGUCUCAGAGAAGCCUCUGAUACGCCCGUAUCAGUCCUAUAUCAGUGUUAAUCUGUACUUUGAUCUGAUCUGUCACUGACAUUUAAAAGAACAAGGACAUGAUGAGGAAUGUGUUUACCAUUUUAUCCACCAUCAGAUGAGAGGAUGGUUUUUCUUGUCAUCUCAGUUGCAUCCAGUUCAAAGACAAGAAGCAGGCAGAAACAAUUAACAAAACAGUCCACCUCACACUGUCCUUACCAGUCAUACUGUGUCUUUUGUUUGACAUGUGUAGAAAGUUUAGGCUAACUGUGUCCUGCUUCAAGUCUUUGUUCUGAGCUAAGAUAAUCAUGUCCUGGACCUGCUGUGUAGCCGUAACAUUGAACGCGAUCGUCUUUUCUGACUCUGGGGGAGGCUACUGUGUGAACGCGUCAGUGUGAUCAGAUUUCUGUUUGGAUCUGUGGCAUUCAGUGAGAAAGAAAACAGGUGUAACCACUGUCUUUGGAAAAGUCUAACAGUGCUCGACAACAUUAAUUGGAAAAUGAGCUGUGAACUCAUCUCCCCACAGAACAGCAGAUUUCUGUUUUUAUUUAGUUGAAUCGGCUGUAAUCAUAAAGGACUUGCAUUAUGUUCUUGCACACAAACUCAGUUCACCUGUUUAAAUGUUUUUGUUCGUUUGUUAAUUGUUGUUUUUUAACAACCUGGGUCUUGUUUUGUAUUUUUGGCCAUGAUUCUUUUCCGUUUCAUACUGCAUUAGUCCAAGCAGCACAAGUCAUUAGACACACUGACAGGUUUUAAGCACAUCUGCAGUUUAACCAAAUUAUUUAAACCUCUUAUUUGGAAGUGAAAACAAAACGGUUGCACCUGAAAUGCCAUGCACAGCUCAGUGCAUUGUGCACAUCCACAAAUUAUACUAUGGUGGUACAAAAAGCAGCUCUACAAAAGCUUGUGGAUGUUACCGUGUGUGUGCGAUCACACCAGUGGUUUACAUCUUCAUUGUCCCCCAAGGGGAAAUUUGAUUUACAGUAGAGCACACAAACACAACAUACCAGAGGAUGUGGAACAAUCACAGUUGUUACAGCAAACAACCAACUAAAAAAUGAUGUAUACUGCACAUGCAGUAUACAUUUCAACCAACCCUUUUGCAAACCUUGUUUUAGAAAUCUGAAUUCUUUCAUGCAUCCAUUGGGUUCCAGUCAUUUCAGUUUAAUAUGAAAACUCUUAAUAAUGAAUGAUUAAUAGUAACAUAAUAAUGAAGACUCUUGAAACAUAGUUGAGUUAAACCAUCAGAGUGUGCAUUACUUUUUGUCCAAGUUUAUAUUUAGAUUAUCAUUCUCAGGUAGUGCAAGUACAGACUUUUCAAGCCAAUCUUAACUUGAGCUUCACUACUAGACAAAGAUGUUCUAGCACUGACAACAAUCAGCGCAGACUUGAUAGUCAAUGGGAUGGAUUAUACAACUUAAGCACAUUUCAAGAGUAUAUAUUUUGAUACCAGACAGAAAUGAAUGAAAGUCAAUGGCUACUUUUAACAGUGUGAAAAAUACACCACAUAUCAAAAACUAUAUCAUACAUUUGAAGAUGAUGAUCAAAAAUGCGAAAACUAAAUCUGUAAUAAAAAAUACACUGGUUCUUUAUUUACCUUUUGUUUUACUUCCAUCUAAGUGGUUGCAGUACCUGCAGACAAAAACUUGCUUGAUGACUUGUGUGUAACCAUACUAUAACACUGCUGUAAAUCUGUUUUAACAGGUCCUCUCAUUUUUAGAUUUGGUAUUAAAUGGCAUAGCAUUUGUGUCUGAUUAGGUCUGAUUACUAGAUUCUAUUCCAACCACAUCUUAUAGUUCUUAUCAGUGAAUGGGAUCUGGCUCAGGUGUCAUAAUGUGACCUACUUAUGAAACGUCUGUCACAGGAUACAAGGGGUCAUACAAGGGGGGCAACGGUAACCCCUGAUUUUCUUCUGGAUUUUUGGUUUAAUAUUAAAGAGACUGAAUGAACACCAGAAACCGACAACAUUAACUCUCUGAGCACCAGACCAAAACCACUUACAGCAUCCACUGGGAAGAGGUCAAAGAUCAUCAACUAGGUGUCAGUGGAAAGCGAGAGAAAGCUCAAGAAGGGCAUUCACAUCUGACUCCAGAGGCCAUAUUUGAACAGAGACAGAUGUAUGUGACUCUCUACCCGUAUACCCAACCAAAGCUUUUUGUUUGUUCACAUGAUGACAACUGAGCAAACUCCAUCCACUGAUGGAAACCUGAGAUGUGUUUGAAAGCUCCCGAAAACCAGUAAAUAACCCCUUAAGAGCUAAAAUUUGUUGUCAACACCCAGAUUAUUAACAAAAGGAUUUCCUCAGAAGGAUUAUCACUGACAGAUUAUAUCCUUGUUGAAAGCAACUUUGUUGGGGAGUAGUGAUACAGCAAGAAAGGUUAACUGCCUUGAUAAGUUAAAAGCUAAAAGGUGUCUGCUGACAGUCACUGACCAGCUGUUCAGAGCAGAUGGGUGUUCUGGAUGCUGUUACGGGCACUUCAGUGGGGGUUGUUGUAGGAGGCUAAAUCUGUGACUUCUCACUCAGACACUGGUGUGUAUAACCCUGAGGUUCCUACUGAUGUGUCUGCAAGAGGACUAUCUGAUUUUAUUUUUAAAUGCUGCUCAGCCUGUGAGUGUGAUGCUACCCACAAAAUACCACUAAACCACCGUGCUCCAACCACACCAUCAGCACACAACAGCCAUGAGCCAUUCUUUCUGUUCCAUUGCUCUUACUUUCUCAUCGUCACUGUGUCAGCCACACCUGGGCAAAAUUAUUUUGUAGAAUACCCUUCACUGCUUGUUCUGGCCUUGUUUGGAGUCCCUCUGAACAGUACAAAGAGUGCCUGAAAUGUGGAUUCUCAACACUUGACUGUUUUGGAGUCCCUACAACAUACAGCAUGUUGUGCAAUUAACAACUCGGCAGGUAUUGAUAUACUGCAAGUAAACCUCAAUCACAUGGAACUCUGUACAGGUUAAAACAAAGGCCAAGGAGUAAUUACAACUGUUAUUGAGUCCAGGUCUGGUUUCAGUCGUUUAACAUUACUCUUGUACCUCUGUUUUGUAAUGCUGAAGAUGCUGCUCACCUGGACAUGUGAAAGGUCUCUAGAGCCUAGUUAAGGUAAAAGGUGAAAGGUCAACCUGAUCUUGGAAAGGGAAGCGGUUUUCAUCCAUUGGUUUGACUCCACAAAUACAUUCUAAAAGAUACAAACUGAUGAAAGGCUAAAAGUAUUCAGUGUUGUGAAAACAUGCUAAAUAAAGAUGACUGCUUUUUUUCAACUUG